Cryptotermes secundus is the source of this 10030-nucleotide messenger RNA. RefSeq names its product liprin-alpha-1 (gene Liprin-alpha). Gene Ontology annotation, molecular function: protein binding. The transcript has 25 exons. NCBI's taxonomy places the organism in Eukaryota, Metazoa, Arthropoda, Insecta, Blattodea, Kalotermitidae. Gene Ontology annotation, cellular component: presynaptic active zone. Gene Ontology annotation, biological process: synapse organization. The record is from RefSeq and is a predicted model, not a curated record. The coding region runs from base 297 to 3953 and encodes 1218 amino acids.
GGUUUCAGGAUUGUAGUGAUAGGACUGGGAUGGUAGGAAUUUGUAGGUGUGUCAGACUAGUGUUUCGACAAUAAUGUCGAUAAAAUGCUGUUGUAUUAGUGUCAGUGUGUCCGUUCGUAGUUGUAAGAAGGCGUUAAUUCCGUGUGUGAGAUUUAGGUAAUCAUAGUAGUUGUAUGUGCCGUGUAAUAAUAAAGUGAUUCAUUCCGCUAGGAUUAAACUGUAGACACCGCUUGUCGUCUGUAAUCGGAAUACAUAUUUAGUUGUUCCUUGUCGGUGCUUCCUUACAAUAAGCGAGGAUGUGGAAUAUGAUGUGUGAUGUGAUGCCUACCAUAUUAGAGGAUAAUAUAAGCCAAAGAAGCUCGCAGUUCUCUGGGGAAGAUGCGAACUUUGAGCAGCUCAUGGUAUCUAUGUUGGACGAGCGCGACAAGCUCAUGGACAGUUUGCGGGAGACACAGGAGCGGCUGGGUGAAACAGAAGCGAAACUUGCUGAGGUGGAGAAGGAGCGAGACUCCCUUCAGCGCCAGAUCUCGGCCAACCUCCCCCAGGAGUUUGCGACGCUGACCAAGGAACUGAACCAAGCGCGGGAACACUUGUUGGAGCGAGAGGAAGAGAUCGCGGAGCUCAAGGCGGAACGCAACAAUACUCGGCUUCUGCUGGAACACCUCGAGUGCCUGGUUUCCCGACACGAGCGGUCGCUGAGGAUGACGGUCGUUAAGCGGCAGGCGGCGACACAAUCCGGUGUCUCUAGCGAGGUCGAGGUGCUCAAGGCACUUAAGAGCCUCUUCGAACACCAUAAGGCGCUCGACGAGAAGGUGAGGGAGCGGUUAAGGGUGGCAUUGGAAAGGGUAGCCACAUUAGAAGAGGACCUCACAACAACCAAAGAUGAAUUACAACAGUACAAAAUGGGCCGCAUCAUUCCAUCGGGGGAUGACAUGGUGAGCAGCAAACUGAAAGAAAAUGGUCAGCAGGAUCCAUCAGAGGACAUGAAGACUGGAGACCAAGGCACAAUACACACCCCAUUACCUAAGCGUCUGUCUAAUGGUGCCAUCGAGCCUGACUCAGAUGUGGCACGAGUCCUAGAGCUCCAGAACACAGUAGACAAGCAGGCUACAGAGCUGAGUACGUGGCAGAGACGAGUUUCGGAACUAACGGGUAGAAUCUCAGAAUUAGAGGAAGCUCUAGCCAAGACUCAGAAAGAGCUGCUCAAGGCACAGGAGGCCAACGCUAAAUUGCAGCGGGAUCUGCGUGAAAAUGUGGCACAGAAAGAGGACCAGGAGGAACGUAUUGCUACCCUUGAGAAGAGGUACCUGAAUGCACAGCGUGAGUCGACUUCUCUUCAUGAUCUAAACGAAAAGUUGGAGCAGGAACUCCAACACAAGGAAGCACAACUCAAGCUGCAGGAGGAGAAGAUCCGAGCAAUCCAGGAGAAGCUAGAGCUCUCUGAACAGAAGUUGGCUCAGUUUGCUAAGCUGCCAGAGAUGGAGGAGGAGCUAAAGCAGAGGAUGGAGGCCCUUACGCAGGUGAGGGUGCAGGCACAAGAACGGCAUGGGUCAGCUGAGGAUCGCAUCCAAAGGUUAGAAGCUCAACUGGAAGAGAAGAAUGCAGAAUUGGUGCGACUCAAUCAGAGGCUCAAGAUGAAUGAGGAGCACAACACAAGGCUAUCCUCCACUGUCGACAAACUGCUGUCAGAAUCCAAUGAGAGGUUACAGGUCCAUCUGAAAGAAAGAAUGCAUGCAUUAGAAGAAAAGAAUGCUCUCACACAAGAACUUGAGAAGACAAGAAAAGUUGCAGAAGAUUUGCAAGGGGAAAAGGGUGACAUUGUCAAAGAGUUGGGCAAAGCAAGGCUAGAAAUUGACAAUGUUAAGCGGCAGAUGUUGCAGCAAGAAAUUGCCUUUAAUAUUCAACAGACUGAUGCAUUAACAAGGAGCCUAUCUCCAAAUGCUGUGACAGAUCCUAGCAGUUUUGUGCGGAGUUCAAGUCACACAAGUUUUGACACUCACUCUUUGCCACGUAGGCCGCAAAAAGGUAGAGUGUCAGCCUUGGAGGAUGACCCCACUAAGAUACGCACACUGGGGGAACAGGAGUGGGAGAAGAUGCAACAGGCACACGUUUUGGCUAAUGUUCAGCAAGCAUUUGAUGUAUCAAGUGAUGCUGAAGGCGAAGACAACGAGAGUAUCUUUAGUGCAGCAGAGAUGCUCUCCCCAUCUGGUCACACCGAUGCUCAGACCUUGGCCAUGAUGCUGCAGGAACAGCUAGAUGCCAUCAACAAUGAAAUCAGGUUGAUACAGGAGGAGAAGCAAAGCACAGAAGCUCGUGCAGAGGAGCUGGAGUCUCGGGUUGGCAGUUUGGAGCACAUGAACCUGCUGGUACGGGGAAGAAGCUUCGAACGGUCAUCUCCACCUCUCAGUGGCCGCUCCACUCCCAAGUCACAUCUUUCUCCCCAGAGAGAUUACCUUCAUAAAUACCACACUGCCCCUGCCUCUAUGUCUCCGGCCCACCUGCAUCAGUAUGCCUCCACCUUGAGCCCAGGCCAACUAUCCGAGUCACUGCCCGCUAGCCAGCUUCAGUUGGCACCUCUGUCAGCAGAGCUUUCAAAGGAAGAACUUCAUUCUGUUACAACUGGAGGUGAAAGCAGUGGUGCAGCUAGUCCUCUAACUGCAAGAUCACUCAGGCUAGAGAGGGUCGCUCAAGCAUUAGCACAAAGCCAGGAGGAACUUCGCAGGCGAGCGGGCUCUCCGGCCAUGCUGCCUCCCACUGGCCUCGCACUCAGGCCCGGAGGUUACUCCACACCCCCCUCUCCUCUGUCUUCUCGUCACAGCAGUCAAGAUUCAUUGCACAAGAAUGCUGCCAGCACUCCUGUGCCAGCAGCAGCCAAUGCCUCUGUAGCUGCUGCCGCCGCCGCCGCUGCUGCUGCUGCACAGAAGAAAAAAGGCAUCAAGUCACAGCUGGGUAGAUUCUUCAGUAAAAAGGAGAAGGGUAAAUCAAAAGAACCAUCAAUGAUGGGCAUAACACCCGGAGACCCAGCUGUGAUGACUUCAUCAUAUGUUGAUGCUGACAUGAGUGCUGCCGAUUCACUUAGUCUUAGUGGAGGGCUUGGCCAGAAGGGAGAUUUUGACAGGAGAAAGAAGAAAAAACAUGAACUUCUAGCAGAAGCAAUGAAAGCAGGGACUCCAUUUGCUUUGUGGAAUGGACCAACCAUAGUGGCUUGGCUGGAACUGUGGGUGGGGAUGCCUGCCUGGUAUGUAGCGGCAUGCCGUGCCAAUGUCAAAUCAGGGGCUAUCAUGAGUGCCCUCAGUGAUACAGAAAUCCAGAGGGAAAUAGGUAUUAGCAGUCCAUUGCAUCGGUUAAAGCUACGAUUAGCAAUCCAGGAGAUGGUCUCAUUGACAAGUCCUUCAGCACCUAAAACUUCACGAACCACAUUAGCAUUUGGGGAUAUGAACCAUGAAUGGAUUGGCAAUGCAUGGCUACCAUCACUUGGAUUACCUCAAUACAGAACCACCUUCAUGGAGUGUUUGGUAGAUGCUAGAAUGUUGGACCAUCUGAACAAGAAGGACUUGCGAGGACAGCUCAAAAUGGUUGAUAGUUUCCAUAGGACAAGCCUACAGUAUGGCAUUUCAUGUCUAAAAAGGCUCAACUAUGAUAGAAAGCAGCUAGAAGAAAGGCGGAAAUCUUCAGAGAAUGACCUUGUAGACGUAUUGGUAUGGUCCAAUGAGCGUGUCAUACGAUGGAUCACACACAUAGGGUUGAAGGAAUAUGCAAACAAUCUUCUGGAGUCUGGUGUCCAUGGCGCUCUCAUAGCUCUAGAUGAAAGUUUUGAUUACAACAGCAUGGCUUUGGCACUGCAAAUACCAACACAGAAUACACAGGUCCGACAAAUGUUAGAAAUGGAGUUUAACAGCCUGCUAGCUGUUGCAACAGAACGUCGAGUGGAAUCUGACUUGCCCAAGUCUUGAUAUUACACUACAAGACAUCCACACACUUAAGACUCUUUCAAAAAGAUGUCGUGGACAAGUGUUUGGACUGAGAGGACUCGGGCACUCGUCCCGUCCCGUAGUAGCCAUCGCUCGGCAUUCCUUUCUCAGUUCGAACUGGACGGAUGAAACACCAGCAUCGGUUGGUCGGUACUUGCAUUCUUUUCAUCCACUGACACUUUGCUGCAUUGUGGUACAAAGUGUAAGCAUCUUACCUAAUUAGCCAGCAGUGUCUAUUCCAUCUUUUUAUUUGUAUUUGUGUGUUUAUUUUAUUUUUUUAUUUUUAAUAAUUUGAUUUCGGCCAGUGCUGAAUCUCCCAUCCCUAGUCUGUGUCGUAUCAAAGCAGUUGGACUGAUGUCUGAAUGUACUGUAAAUUUUAGUGAACUGUCAGAUAAAAAACACCUGGUACAUAACCUGACACUACCUCCACCCUCAUCCAGACACGUUGACGUAUUUUCUUACUUUUUUUCUCUUGUUUUAAUAUUUACAAAAGGGACUUGUGUUAUUGUUUCCUCAAUGAAAAAAAAGAGCUUUAAGAAUAUUAUUAAGUAAUGUAACUGCAUAAUUUUGUCAGUUAGUGCCAUCAUGAAGAGAAGAACCUGCGGAGCAUCAAGUCAGUAAUCCACUUACCAUAUUGUGUAUUAUGUAAGCAGUUUACCUGUAAUCCUUCCUCCACGGUGAACCUAGCCCUGUUUCCAUUAGCUCUUUUCUCCUUCUCUGUACUUAACAGAACUGGUGCUCUGUUGUUAUUCAAAAGUGAAGACUUGUUAAAAAGUCUCUGUUGGUUGGUAGUGUUCAAAUCGUGGGACAUUUGCGGGCCUACAGUUUAAAAAUGAUGGGUAAUGAAGUAGAUGAUCAGAACUGUAUGACUUAUUAUUGAUUCUAGUUGAAUGAAAUGGUUACCAAAGUAACUGGCAGCUAGCCAGUAUGUUGAAAUGAUCGUACAGAAGUGAGGUGAAUGAAAGAUUAGAAAGGAUCCAUUUCAAGUACAUAAUACAACUGUUGAAUGUCUCCAGUAUUAUUUUAUACUCUGGUCAUGUUCCGAAAACUUAGUCCUUCACACAAGAUUCCUGAGUAUAAAAUAUUAACAAACUUGCCUUUUUCUAAUAACUUCUUGGCUCUAACAAGUAUUUCAUUCUACAUGUUCAUUAGUUACUUUUGCAGUGCUGUUACUGAUAAAAGGACCAAGCUAACUAUAAAGGUAGGCUAAUGUAAUGGACAGAAGCAGCUAGAGGGGAUGGAAAUCAGUACAUAAUUGUGUGACAUGUCAGGACAUACAGAAAUGUAAUAUUUAUUUUAGUUACGUCAAUAAUAUUAGCAAGGUAAUUUGUUCUGUGAUUGCAGUUUUGAAUAAGUAAUACUAUUAUAGCAAGUGUCACAUAACUUUGAACAAGGCCAGGGUGUGGAGGGUGUGAGACGUGACAGGCGGCCAGUGGAAGAACGAGUGUUAAGGAACUCCUCCCACCACAAGCUAUGCGCGGGAUUUGACUAGGAAUGAGGGGCCUUGUUCGAAGUUACAUGACACUGUCUGUAAUCCUUACCUAAAGCAGAUUAAUUCAGAUAAAUUACUCUGUAUAAAAUAUGUUGCAUCCGUUGAACAGUUUAUUGUGACAGAAAAUAAUACACAGAAUUCUGUCUAUACCCACAGAAAAGUGGGUGAAUUUCCCUUAAUGAAUUAAAUUAUUCAUCACUUCAUAUUUCAGAAUCCAGAUGUGAGAUUUAAGGUUUUUCAAUUGAUCAAGAUUAUUAAUGUAAUAUUCUGGAAUAUGUCAUUGUGAGAAUGGAGGCAGCAGGUUCCUUCCAAACAUAGUAACCGCCUACAAAACUACAUGGUGUCAUAACCUAAAAGACCACAAUCCUAAUUUUAGAAGCCAAUUGGGCACAGUCACGUGAAUCAACAAAAAUUUAGAUUCCUUAUAAGUGUGUUAAACGGUAUAUUUUGCCUCAAUUAUUAAGUAGUAGAUCAUAAGAAAGUCUUGAACAAAAGAUUUUCCGUAUGAUGAGUAUGUAGAACAUACUGAGGAGGAACUCCCUUUCAAGUUCACCUGCUUUUCUCUUAACAAAGACAAAACUUUCAAGAUUUCUAAGUAUGUAUCCAUAGGAUCCAAUAUGGUUGUGAGUAUUGUCCCUUCUUCACACAUUCCUUUGUCAACAGGCAUAUUAGUAAUUCAUACCACUAUACUCAGUUGGAUUCAUUAAUUAACUACAAUAUAACGUGUUUCUUUUACAACAGAUGUUGAUUUUCAUAAAAUGGUAUGUAGUAGGUUCUUCAAUGUGAAGUAUACCAGAGCAUAGAUACUAACACUCAUUGUCACUCAUCUGUGCACAGGAAUGUAUUCCUUUCAGUUUGUGACUGUUUAUGAAGAAUGAUGACUUGCCUUUACUGUGAAAAGCAUAAUUGAAAAUCAGUGUAUUUGAUGAAUGAAUAUCAGGAAGAACAAUGAUCUCAGUCUUAUCCGGAUGUAAUUUUCUUUUCUUGCUUUGCUCUUUCAAGCUUCUUUCACACACACACAUACAUAAGAAGGCUUAAUUGUCAAGUACCAGUUUCUUCUGCAUGAUUUAAGUAUUGACUUCUCACUAUCAGGGGUGUUUGAUUUUGGAGGGGGACAGUGUUGCAAUGUUAUCAAAAUUUCUAGUUUUUUAUUUUUAAUGGUACAGUGAAUUCCCCUUAAAAAGAAAGUGUCAGCAGUUCUAAGUGGAUUGAGUGUCUGAUGGAUACUCGUAUAAUACAUGUCAUGCACACAAAUUUCAUUGAAGAAUUGCAAUAAAGUGCAUAUAUGUUUAGGUUAGAAAACACACUUGAGAACCUGAGCACUAACUCGAACUAUGCGGUUCCUAUUAAUAGGAUUCCAGAAAGUCUAGACUUGUGAAAUUCAUGAGAUUUCCAGGAAUUAGGUAACCAGUAGCUGUUGAUGAAGUCUCGUUGUUAAAAUAAUAUGCUUUGCAUUCAUUGUAACUUGGAAGGGCGUGGGAAGAAGAAAGAUACAAACGUUUAAACGUAAUGAAAGUGGUAACCAGUUUUGCAAUAUAAAUGCUGAUAUUUCGUUCCAGUCUCCAUACUCUCACUGUGUCCGUCAAAUUGUCAGCAGAAGUACAUUGAUUUAAGCUGCAAAAGCUAAGAAAUGGAUAGUGUUUCAUGCUGAUUUAGUUGUUGAAUAAUUUCACAUGCUUUUAUAUUUCUGGACUUAUGGAAAUAGUGCUAAGACAGCAGAAAUAUAUGAUUUUCUUUACAAACUCUGAUAUAUAUAUAUAUAUAUGUGUGUGUGUGUGUGUACAUGAAUUAAUGAAAGCAUUUAUUCUCCCAAUGGACUGAGAUUAAUUCUUCUGCUUAUCUUAAAAAAUUAUCAACAUCUGUGUGACAUUGGUGUAGGGUAUGAGGUCUUUGCUGAUCACUUCCUCUUUGACUGAAACUUAAGUAUUCUGAAAUAUAAUAUUAAGUAUUCUUAGUUUUUCAAUAUUUUUGUUUUCUUUAAAUGCCCUCAUGAUCGUUAAUUUGGGACAUGUUUACAAAAUAUAGGCAUUUGAAUUAAAAUAGCAUUUGAGUCCAUAUGAAGACGAACUAAAUAAAAAUAAAAUACUUAAUAAUCAACCUUUCUAUGUUUAAGUGCAUGCAUAUGAAUUCUGGGCAACACAGUCUUCUGUUAAUAAUCUGUUCUCACAUAACUGCAAUCUGUUUUAUGAUGUGAUAAUUCUUUCAUGUAUGAUGAUGCAUUUGAAGGAAUGAAAAAAUCUUGAUCUUAAAAAAAAAUUUUCCCACUCCCUGUUGCUAUCUGUGAUGUUCUGUUUCGUUUCGAUCAGUAAAUAUGUCUUCUUCAAGCCCUGGCAUUCUUUCUCAGACACCCAUACUGGAAGAGUUCUGAGAAAAUAAUUGGAAUACUCCAGACUGCUUUAUGGGUUUGAAUGCAGUACAGCAUCUUUAGUAUGUCCUUGUUUAGGUAUUAUCAUGUUUAGGCUGGUUAGUUUGUAUGGCCUGCUGGUUCGUUUUGUGUUGCCCAUGACAGUGUCCUUCCAUUCCCAAAAAUAUGUGUUAACUCUUUCCUGCUCUUUAAAAAUUGCAGAAAAUCUUGUCAAGAAACUAUGCCCAAAAUGGUUACUAGAUAUCCAUGUAAUUUUUCCAUUAGUUUUUUCUGACUUGUAAUAAGUAGCUUAGAAGAAUAUGGAAUGGAUAUGACUCCAUGAACAUCAGCAAUAUUGCUACAAUCUAGCAAAUCUCAUUAAAUUUAAUAAAUAGUUUUUGAACUUUAUGGGUCCAAUUCUUAAUUUUAUGCUUGUGCUUCAUAAAUCUAAUCAUUGCAGGGCAGGUAAUUUCUAUCGGUAUAUUUGAAAAAAUAUAUUUUUUAUAAUGAGGCUUGCAUCUAGGUAGCUAUACAGGAUAUGAUGUGGCCCCUUAAUGCCAUACUUCAUCAUUUCCACUCAUGAAUCUUUCCUCUUGGCCUUGUCUCUAAUCCAAAUAAGUAUAUAAAUCGACAUUCUGAUUAUAUUUUUGUCAAACAGUCGUCUGAUAUCUGACUUUCAAACUUUCAGUACCAUAUUUGAUAACUCCAACAAUCAACUACACAUAAAAGAUGCAAAGUUUCAUUUACACACACAUAUGCACACACAUGGUUAUUUCAAUUGUGGUAAGUUGCUCUAUGUUUGGCUCCUUCCAUAUAGUUUGCAUCAUGUAUUAAAUAUGUUCCUGAACAGGUAUACCUUGAAGAUAAAUCAGAAUUUUGAUUAUAUGAAAGAAAAGAAACCUCUGAGGUACAGCUUAAUACUUAUAUUUAUUUACUUGAAACUAUUCUAAUUAUACAUUAAAUUAUAUACACAACUGAUUAUUUCUGUCAGUCAUUCAUUAGAUACAAUGUUAUGCAGACUGUCCUGUUUUCAUUGACUUUACUGUAGAGUAAUAUUAGUUGUAUUUAAAUUGCCUUUCAUGUUCUGUCAAGUCACACUUAUGCUGGUCUCUAAUUACAAUAAUUACCUCUACUUUUGAAUGUAGAGAGUUAAAAGUGAUUUGGACCAAGAACAAGCAUCUCAGGAGCAGGUUAACUAUAAACAUCUUUUUUCAAGGAUUUAACACAGCUGUUAGUAUUAUAAAAGAAAAGUUUAAUGCAGUUAUUAAAAGUAUUGAAUGAGAAAUCCUUCAGUUUAUUGUAGGUACCUAGCUGUUCCUUCUGUUUGUAUAAAGCCUUUCUUCCUAGCGAAGGUUCUAAGUUUUCGUUGCAUGUUUGUGUAUCUGUUGUCAUGCAGUGGUGGAUGGAAAAAGUUUGAGUGAUUUGUCAAGAUGCUUGUAGUGAGAUUACUCGCCCCAUUCUGUGCAUUGUUGUUACUACAGGGAAAAUAUAUUGUAAGAAGAUUAUUGUUUUGUUGGGAGAUAAUUGUUCUCUCUGCCCCAUCACCAAUGUGUUCCCAAAAAGUCGCUUUUGCACUUGCCAAGUUGCUAGAAGUAUAUAACCAUGUUAGAUAUAUAUAUAUAUGUAACUCAAUUAUUGAAUAAUAAAAAUUAUGGUUUUCUGGCAGUGUGAAAGCGACUUGAUGCUGAAUGGAUGGAGCUCAGUACACAGCAUUAAGAAUUAAAGUUAAAAAAAAUGAAAAAAGAAAGCUGUUUCACUGUACAUGUACCUCAUUGAUUCUUGAUGUGUAAUUCGGAUGUUUCCGUAAGAAAUGCAUAGCAGCGAUUACAUGGUAGAAAAGAGUCCAUGACAUGAAGGAACAAAGGGAUACACAACCAAACAAUAAGGAAAUACUUUUAUAUUCAUUUAAAUAUCUGUCCACUAAUCUCUCUGCUAAUGGUUUCAGCAUUGUUUUUAGGAUUGUGCAUUGUAUUAUAUUGUGGGCCUGUUUUGUAUGGAACAUUCAGUGUAUCUUCUAAACCCAAGUAUGACUGCAUUUUGAACAACAGAGAUUUUAAUGGGCAGGCCAUUUCACAGAUACUUAAAGCUAGUCUUUUAUAACGAGAUUUUUAAUCUGUUGCAAUGAAAUGUGUAUUCCCAGUAUAAUGUUAAAGUUUCAGUUCAGAGAAAUAAUACCCAUUGACUGUACUUGGGUCUGAUGUAUAAAGUAACAUAGUGAAUUUA